Ailuropoda melanoleuca (giant panda) is the source of this 303-nucleotide messenger RNA. RefSeq names its product ubiquitin. NCBI's taxonomy places the organism in Eukaryota, Metazoa, Chordata, Mammalia, Carnivora, Ursidae. Gene Ontology annotation, molecular function: protein binding. The record is from RefSeq and is a predicted model, not a curated record.
AUGCAGAUCUUCGUGAAGACCUUGACCGGUAAGACCAUCACCCUGGAGGUGGAGCCCAGCGACACCAUCGAGAAUGUCAAGGCGAAGAUCCAGGACAAGGAGGGCAUCCCCCCGGACCAGCAGAGGUUGAUCUUUGCCGGGAAACAGCUGGAAGAUGGGCGCACCCUGUCUGACUACAACAUCCAGAAGGAAUCCACUCUGCACUUGGUCCUGCGCUUGAGGGGAGGGGUCUAAGUUCCCCCUUUCAAGCUGCUGACAAAAUACAUUGCACUUUUCUUUCAAUAAAGUUGUUGCAUUCCCAAA